Messenger RNA from Nematolebias whitei (Rio pearlfish), 4033 nucleotides. RefSeq names its product syntaxin binding protein 1a (gene stxbp1a). The transcript has 19 exons. Gene Ontology annotation, cellular component: secretory granule; plasma membrane. Gene Ontology annotation, biological process: intracellular protein transport; neurotransmitter secretion; vesicle-mediated transport. The coding region runs from base 102 to 1886 and encodes 594 amino acids. The record is from RefSeq and is a predicted model, not a curated record. NCBI's taxonomy places the organism in Eukaryota, Metazoa, Chordata, Actinopteri, Cyprinodontiformes, Rivulidae. Gene Ontology annotation, molecular function: syntaxin binding.
AGGAGGCUGAGGCGGAAGGAUACGCGGUGACGUCACCAGCCGGAGGCUCCUAUUCUCCGCUGCGGUGAGGCGGAUCAGUCGGUCCAACGCUCUGCAGCAUCAUGGCACCCAUCGGAUUAAAGGCGGUGGUCGGAGAAAAGAUUAUGAACGAUGUCAUCAAGAAGGUGAAGAAGAAGGGAGAAUGGAAGGCUCUGAUCGUGGACCAGCUGAGCAUGAGGAUGUUGUCCUCCUGCUGUAAGAUGACGGACAUCAUGACCGAGGGCAUCACCAUUGUGGAGGACAUCAACAAGCGACGAGAGCCCCUCCCCAGCCUGGAGGCCAUUUACCUGAUAACACCCACGGAGAAGUCUGUCCACACGUUCAUUGCCGACUUCAAAGAUCCCCAUUCGGCUAAAUACAAGGCAGCCCAUAUUUUCUUUACUGACUCUUGUCCUGAUCCGCUCUUCAACGAGCUGGUUAAGAGCCGGGCUUCUAAAGUGAUCAAGACUCUGACGGAGAUCAACAUCGCCUUCUUGCCCUACGAGUCUCAGGUGUACUCUCUGGACAACCCAGACGCCUUCCACAGUUUCUACAGCCCCCAUAAGACCCAGCUGAAGAACCCGGUGAUGGAGCGGCUGGCCGAGCAGCUGGCCACGCUCUGCGCCACCCUGAAGGAGUACCCCGCUGUCCGAUAUCGAGGGGAGUAUAAGGACAACGCCACUCUGGCCCAGCUGGUUCAGGACAAACUCGAUGCCUACAAGGCCGACGAUCCCACCAUGGGAGAGGGUCCUGAUAAGGCUCGCUCACAGCUGAUCAUCCUGGACCGAGGCUUCGACCCGGUGUCACCCGUCCUACACGAGCUCACCUUCCAGGCCAUGGGCUACGACCUGCUGCCCAUCGAAAACGACGUCUACAAAUACGAGACCAGCGGUAUCGGAGACUCUCGUGUGAAGGAGGUUCUGCUGCAUGAAGACGAUGAUCUGUGGGUGAGCCUGAGACACAAACACAUCGCCGAGGUGUCCCAGGAAGUAACGCGCCAACUGAAGGAGUUUUCCUCCAGUAAGAGGAUGAACACCGGAGAGAAGACCACAAUGAGGGAUCUGUCCCAGAUGUUGAAAAAGAUGCCUCAGUACCAGAAGGAGCUCAGCAAGUACUCUACUCACCUGCAGCUCGCCGAGGACUGCAUGAAGCACUACCAGGGGACGGUGGACAAGCUGUGCCGCGUGGAACAGGAUUUGGCGAUGGGCACAGACGCUGAAGGAGAGAAGAUCAAAGACCCCAUGAGGGCCAUCGUGCCCAUCCUGCUCGACGCAAACGUCACCACGUACGACAAGAUCCGCAUCAUCCUGCUCUACAUCUUCCUCAAGAACGGCAUUACAGAGGAGAACCUGAACAAACUGAUCCAACACGCUCAGAUUCCUCCAGAGGACAGUGAGAUCAUCACCAACAUGGCCAACCUGGGCGUCCCCAUCGUCACAGAUUCCACCCUGCGCAGAGGGAAGAAGCUGGACAGGAAGGAGCGUGUCAGCGAGCAGACCUACCAGCUGUCCCGUUGGACACCCCUGAUCAAGGACAUCAUGGAGGAUGCUAUUGAGGAUAAGCUGGACACGAAGCACUACCCUUACAUCUCCACUCGCUCCUCUGCCUCUUUCAGCACCACUGCAGUCAGUGCUCGAUAUGGACACUGGCACAAAAACAAGACACCUGGAGAGUACCGCACUGGUCCACGAGUCAUGGUCUUCAUCAUCGGCGGUGCAUCCUUCAGCGAGAUGCGCUGCGCCUACGAAGUCACACAGGCUAAUGGGAAGUGGGAGGCUGUCAUUGGCUCGACCCAAAUCUUCACUCCCACCAGCCUGCUGGAGCAGCUCAAAGCCAUGAACAAACCAGACGAGGAAGUGACGAGCUAAAAUCCUUCUCGCACAUCCAAACUCAUCUUACCUUCACAUCUUUCCCAACCCAAUCCAAUCCAUCAGCUGUGUAUGCAUCUUGCUUGAGGGGGGCAAAUUAAAAAAAGAGAUCUUAAAAGAUAAAAAAAAAUAUAUAUGUUAUAUCAAAGAUAAACAUGUUGCAAGUAUUCUCAUGUUUUACAAUGGAUGCAACUAAAUAAACUUGUUUAAAAAUAUUAAAAGGCCACUUAAAAAGGAAAAUACCAAAAUGUCAUACUGUAUAUGAAUCCUGCUAGAAAGUGCAAAAAGGUAGAUGUUUUCUCCUCUUUAUUCCUUUGGCGCAAGUUUUAUUGUAAAAAGGUAGAAGUGGAGAUGUGCACUUUGAGAGGUUCAUAUUGUAAAAUAUAUCAUGCAAUAUAAAAUAUGAAUACAUUUAUUUCAUCGGAGAGGAGGAGCGCUUACCACCCAUUUGAGAUGUUUGUAUUCAGUAGCAUGCUUGGACUGUUCUGUGUUUGUAUCAAGUGUGGGUGUUCUGAGCGCGGCGGAGUUAGCAUUUAGCUCCUGAGACGCCAACGGUGAAUUCUUCACCAACAACUUUGGUUUUAAGUAUCAAAUAAAUAAGAAAAAUGCUUUGAUUCUUUUUUAAACAACUCAGUUUUCAUAUUAUACACACACAAAUAAUUUAAAUCACUCAUUUUCUUUUUAAAAUGCCGUUUGCUUACUGACGUUAGCAGAAUUAGCUCAUUAGCUGCUAGCUAAUGAAGCUAGUCAAUUUAUUAACAAUUAUGGUUUUAAGUAUAAAAUAAAAAGUGCUUUGACUCUUUUUUUAAACUCAGAUUUCAUAUUGUACACUCAAAUUAAAUAAUUUUCUUUUAAAAACACUGUUUGCGUACUCACAUUAGCAGAAAUAGCUAAUUAGCUGCUAGCUAAUGAUGCUAAUCAAUUAUUCACCAACAACUUUGGCUUUAAGUAUAACAUUUUAAAAAAAGUGCUCUGAAACUUUCUUAAACCACUUGGUUUUUAUGUAAUAUAUUCACAAAUAAUUUAAAUCUCUUAUUUUAUUUUAAAAAUGCUGUUUGCUAACUGACAUUAGCAAAACUAGCUAGUUAGCUGCUAGCUAACAAAGCCAGUCACUUUCUGUUUCUGACAUAAACUGAACAUAUUAAACACAACGUGGAUUUAAAAAAGAUUAAAUGCUUACAAAAGUUGCUUCCUUUGUAUUGAAACUCUGGCACAACAAUUUCCUGCGGGAUCGAUAAAGUUUUAUCUUAAUCGAUAUUCUGAUAGUUCAUUAAUUUUACUUAACUGCUGAGACUUAAAACAAGUUGUUGGACAAAGUCUUCACCCAAAAAUGCUCGGUUGAGAAAAGUAAAUUUUAAAACAAAAAAUUUUAUUUAAAAAAAGUUACCGGUACAUAUAAAAUAAAAUCAUCCCUACUUUGAUUGCCCCCGUUGUAUUUUCCUGCAUCAACCUUUCAGAAAAGGAAAACGACGUUUUGUUGUUAACGAGGCUUGCUGAUAUUCAAUUAAAAAAAAGGUCUGGUUGUAUUUCAGUAUUGUAUUCUGUCAGAUUAAGGUCUUAUUGUUGGUUAGUAAUGUUUAUCGGGCCAUGCACUGAAUAGUGUUGUGUAUUCGCCAUAUGUUGCUGUUUUAGUGUCUUACUGUUGAAUGGUGACUUUUUAAACACUGUGCAGUAGUGAAACUUUUAUUUUAAAUGCCAACGUGAAGCCAUCGUGUUUGUGAUGUUUUAGCUGCAGUCGUUAGUGGUCAACCAAGUAAAAUAUAUUUUCUUUGUUUUCUCCUCUGGUGCAAUGUAACCCCGACCCCAGUGGUGAAUGGCUUUGCAAGAUAAAAACUAUACCUAGACCACAUUUCUUCCUUCCCUUGCCUUUCUCCUGGCCAAACAAGUUGUUUUUUGCACUAUAACGCAUUUUCUGUGAUGCAAACACUGGAGUUUUCUUUUUAUAUAUAGAAUUUGCUGUUGUAAAGAGUUUAUUCUGCCAAACCAUUUGAUUUAUAUCUAUUAUUUAUCAGAAAAAAACAACAUAAAUCUGUCCUACAACUGUCUUACAUAUUGGGAUUGUAUGUUUGCGAGUGUUGAAGCACAAACAGUACUUCCAUGUGUACCUAAUAUGUCUAAGGCUGUCUAAUAAAUUAGCUUCCAUUAUA